GGGAGGGAGGUAGCCUUGUUGAGUGAGUGAAGAUUAAUGUCGUGCGCUUUUGCCGUCAGCAUCCCGUGCACGCACCUGCCUUGGGACUAGACUCCACCAGAGCUGCCUCGCGUUUGAACUGGAAACCUUGCGCGUCUCGCUAUAUCUGGAUUAACGGAAUGGAUUAGAGAUCUAAGAACGCCCCUUUCCCAUGUCGGAGGAGAUGAAGAAGCAGCACCUUCCUCUUCCUCACCAGGAUGUCCAGAGAGAGAUCAGAGAGGGGGAGUAAAUGGGGAUUACACUAUGAUGGAGCCCUGAUACAGAGGACAAAGCACAGUUAAAUGGAGGAGCGGGACAGAAGCCGCUCCCCGUCCCGCAGGACCAGUCGGGUGGAGCAGGUGGUGGGGCGAUGGCUACGACGCUCCAGGGAUUCCAGCAGCAGAGAGCGUAUCCUGGUAGAUGGGAAGGCAGCUGCGGGGGGAGAGUCUAGCAGUCAGGACCAGAAGAACAACUACCCGGUUAGACUGACCGUCCAGAUCCUACGAGACCCCCUCCUCAACACUCAUGGACUCACCCUGACACCUCAGACACCCAUACUGGUGCAGGACGUCACCCCAGCGGGGCCGGCUGAUGGAAGGCUAGUCCCUGGCGACCAGGUCGUAAAGAUCAACAAUGUGGCCGUCGACGACCUGACCCCAGAGCAAGCGGCUGACCUCAUCAGGGAGUGUCAGUACUCUGUGAUGAUAACGGUCCUCAGAAACUCAGCGGGACCCAAGUCUUCCUUCAUCACCCCAGAGAAGAGAGCUAAACUCCGGUCCAACCCAGUCAAAGUUCGCUUUGCUGAGGAGGUUGAAGUCAACAGUCACUCUCAGGGCAACUCGCUGCUCUUCCUCCCCAACGUUCUAAAGGUGUAUCUGGAGAACGGACAGACCAAGGCCUUCAAGUUUGAACCCAACACCACUGUCAAGGACAUAGUGAUGACCCUGAAGGAGAAACUGUCUCUGUCUCGUAUCGAACACUUCUCUCUGGUUCUGGAACAGAAGUAUAGCAUCAGUAAACUACUGUUACUACAUGAAGAGGAGAGGAUACAACAGGUGGUUCAUCAGAAGGAAGUCCAUGACUACAGGUGUCUGUUCAGAGUGUGUUUUAUACCCAGAGAACCUGAGCACCUGUUACAAGACGACCCCACUGCCUUCCAGUACCUCUACCUGCAGGGUAUAAAUGAUGUGCUACAGGAGCGUUUUGCGGUGGAGAUGCGUUGCAACACGGCCCUGCGUCUGGCAGCCCUGCACAUACAGGAGAGACUAGCCAGCUGUGGACAGUCACCUCGGACCAAACUCAAGAUCAUCACGAAAAGUUGGGGCAUUGAGAACUUUAUCUCUUCAACCCUCCUGAGGAACAUGAGGGAGAAGGAUCUGAGAAAGGCCAUUGGCUAUCACAUGAAGAAGAGCCAAUCACAGGAGCCAAAGCAGAAGGUGCUGUCGGCCAAUCAGGCGAAGAUUAACUACCUGGAGGAGCUGUGUGACCUCAAGUCCUUUGGCGGGAAGUCCUUCAGCGCCACCAUGAUGCUCCAGGACAGAGAGUCGAUGGUGACCCUGUUGGUGGGGUCGCGGCACGGUAUCAGUCAGGUGGUGAACCACAAACUGAGCAUCAUGACCACACUCACAGAGUUCAGCAGUAUCACACGCAUAGAGCUGCUGCCAGAGUCUGACCGUGUUAGUCUGGUCAAGAUAUAUCUACAGGACAUCAAGCCUAUCACCCUGUUGUUGGAGUCAGUAGCAGCUAAGGAACUGUCCUGUCUGGUGGCAGGGUACUGUCGUGCCCUAGUGGACCCCAGCCUCAUCAUCUUCCCCUGGACACAGGACGCCAAGCAGCACCGUGUGUCCGCCGAGGAGGGUUAUGUGUCGCGGUGUGGCAGUGACUCGGACGAUUCCUCCGACAUGGACAUGGACACUCUCAUCUCCCUUGUAUCCCAUAACAACAAGCGAACCACAUCAGACCCUGUCGGUCUACGCCGGAUUAUGGAGGAGAGGAAAGAGGAGAGGAAAGAGAGGAAGGAGAGAGAGGAGAGGAAAAAGAAGGGAGAAGGAGAACAAGAGAAAAAUAUGAAAUACGGAACUAUGUCUCCACUGAGAAAAAACAGAGAGAAGGAGAGAAUUGAGGAGAAGGUGGGAGGAGUUGGGGACCAGAGAAAGAAAGACACUGGGGGAGAGGCGAAGUCCGAGAAACAACGAGGUGCAGAGAACAGAGGACUGCAGGAAGAGGAGAGGAAAGAGAGGAAGGAGAGAGAGGAGAGGAAAAAGAAGGGAGAAGGAGAACAAGAGAAAAAUAUGAAAUACGGAACUAUGUCUCCACUGAGAAAAAACAGAGAGAAGGAGAGAAUUGAGGAGAAGGUGGGAGGAGUUGGGGACCAGAGAAAGAAAGACACUGGGGGAGAGGCGAAGUCCGAGAAACAACGAGGUGCAGAGAACAGAGGACUGCAGGAAGACGACAGAGAAAGAGAGGACGAGAGCGCAAAGAAGGAAAGAGAAGGAGAGGAGAGGAAAGGAGAUGAGGAGGAGGCGUCAGACUCGUGUCGUACUGACUCUCGUUUCAUGACCAGCAUCUCCAGUGACUCCCUGGAUGCUCUGGAGGAAGAUGACCUGAUCGCCUGCUCUUCCUCCCUCCCUCACCCUCACCCUCCCUUCCGCCUCACAGUGGAGCCCCCCAUCCCCAGCCUCACCCACGAGGGGGUGCAUCCUCACCCCAAGGAGGGGCAGGAGAGUGGAGAGGAGAAGGAGAACCUGAACUAUGCUGAGCUCUCUCUCAUGCUGGAGUACCUCCCCAGUCCUCCGGAGAGAGACGCAAGGCAUUACUACAAUAUCUGCCCUAAUGUUACCCCUGACAGCACCCGCACCCGCAGCCUCACCCACCCUCACCCUGAGACUGAGGAAGAGGAGGGUGGUGGUGAGGAGGAAGAGCAGGGGGCGCUCCUAACCCUGGAGCCUGUGCCCAUCCUCCAGCCGCCUCCAGGGUUCGGGGACAGCAGUUCUGACGAGGAGUUCUUUGAUGCGAGGGAUCGGUUUGCCUCGCCUGAAGACCCAACAUCAGGGACUGUGUCCCGAGUCUCCUACCCUGGACCGGACCAAAACCAGGAGCGGAACAGGGACUGGAACCCAGAUCACAUUCCUGAUCAGUAUCCGGACCGGGCACAGAACCGGACAGAGAGUUCAGAUGAAAGCCAGCAGCUGAGUCUGGACCCAGAACCCUCUGAGCAGAGCCAGAACCCAUGUCCUACUGUCUCUUCUCUGAGCCACGCCGAGGGGGAGGCGUCCCAGCUCGAGUCCAAGCCUAUCCUCACCAAGCCCAGCCCAGAGGGGUCCCAUCGGGGACCUGGAGAGCCAUGUGUGCCUGGUAACCCAAAAGGAGAUCCACGGGCGCCUGAUAACCCGAAGGCUAACCUCCAUAGGAGCUCCAGGAGCAGGCGGCAGUCCAUGGAGACGGAGCCUGACGUGAUGGAGUCCAAAUCGGUCACUGCCCUGGUGACGGCAGCCUCCCUCUCCAUCACGGCUGUCCGCUGUAGAGUAGAACCAGACGGCAAGGAGAGCACUGAUCGGAGAGGAGACGGGGAGGAGGUGGAGGGAGAGAUGGAGGAGGAGGAGGGGGGCGGAGAAGCAGGACCAUUCACAUGCUUCCUCCUCCGGCCUUGCUCACCGGGCAUCAUCGGGCAAAGCCUCUCGGCCUCCACAUUACGGGGGAAGAUCCAGAACCUGCCCCUCUAUUUAUCUCGCUCCCAGGAAACCCUCACCCUCUCUGGGGUGGGAAGCCCCAACAGGAACCCUUCUCCGGAGACCACCAGCAACAAGACUGAGGUAAUGGUCACCACCGAAACCACCAAGGACGACGAUGUCACAAAAUUGGUGACAGUGGAGGAUUUGAAAGAUUCCGGGGUGGCGUUGGCAGAGUCGGAUGAUUCCGAGGUUACGCUGACAGAAUCGGAGGUUGGCGAGGUUGUUGUGGAGACGGCCGGGCGGAAAUCACGAGAACCCAAGCCAGAGCCUUGCCCUGAACCCCUAUCAGGCCCCAAAAUGUCCGCUCCAUUGGUUUCCUGCCCCUCUGCUAUAGUGGUGACCACACAGAGUCUGAACGGACCGGGGCUCAGCUUCCCUGGUUAUAACAUGAGAGGACGGCCAUUUGGGAACAACAGCUUCUGUAAACCCCCAGGUGAGGAGGCAGGCCUGCUGAACACUCUGACUACAGGCUGUGGGGUCUUCACCUCCACCUGUGAGACCCAGCCCAACCAGGCCCACAUGGAAUCCUAUUCCCCAGCAAAGCCUGAUUUUGGGUGUAGCUCGGUGCUGGCAUCAGGGUGCGAGACGGUCCUGGAGGGGGUGCAGACGCCCCUGGAGGCAUGCAGGUGUCCGCCACCGCUGGUUUGUACCAACUGUUUCAGCGGGGGUGACAGCUUCGACGAUGAGUUGACAGUUUACGAGUUCUCCUGCCGGACAACCUCCUUUCCUCGCUCCAUCCUGCCCCCCUCCUCCUCCAUGGAGCUCACCCCUCUCCUCUCCCCACUCCUUUCCCCGUCCAACUGCUUCUUGUCCCAGUCAAGUCUCCAUGAUGAUAUCAGCCGACUACGCCACCGCCGCUUCCCACCGCCCCCCGCAGGGUUCCAGACCAUCCGGAGUGACGUGGACGAGCUUCUCACCCUCCUGCAGGGGGGGAGGAUGGGGGGGAAAGGGGGGAGGCACCCCAGGGAGACCUGCGCCACCCACUUCUCAGAAAACAAGCGUCUUCUCCACAUGGAGGCCCGGAGGCUGAUGGCCGGCUGUCAGAAGGUGGUCCGGGUGGGGCAGACCCCGGAUGAGAUGCUCUUCUCCCUCUCUGACAGCUUCAGGACCCUGGUGGGCAUGGCCGGCAUGUGCCUGUGGUUCUCCGGGUGCGACCGGUGCGACCGGAGGAAUGCCGAGGCACUAGCGGGGCUGGCGGACGUGGCCAGAACGUACCGGGAGUUUGUGCUGGCAGCGGAGAGGGCGAGCGGGAGGCGGAGCUGUCAUGACCUCAGCACCAAGCUUCUUGCCAAGCAGUGUACUGCCCUCACUGCUUCCGUCUUCUGCCUCACACAGCUGUUCCGCACACUCACCGCCCUCUGAACUGAACCAACGAACUCUGACCCCUAUAACAACAAAUAGGUUGACCUUUCAAUUCUGACCUCUAGACCCACUACACAGGGUUGCCAGCCAAUCAGUCAGUCACCAGGCUGAGUGGGGAAUGAAUGUGUGAACUGCAACAAGUCCACGUAGUGAAAAAAAACAGUAGAAGCACAAUUGAAAGGAGAGAGAGAUGAGAUGGAUGAAACAAGACGGGUCUAAUCUCCUGUGACAUCAUAGAGAGCCUCUGUGGCAUCAUAAAUAAGGAACCUCUGUGACAUCACAAAGCGCCUGUGUGACAUCACAGAGAACGUGUGACACGCUGGAAGACAUAAGAGUGAUGUCAUAACAGGUCCCAAAUGACUGUUAAGUUUUUUUAACAGUAACCUACAGUAUGCUGUGCAAGUACUGCAACCACACAACGAGGGACAAACUGGACAUACAUAGCAUCAUCACCAAACUGCAAGAAGCCUCACGCAAUGACAAUCUCCGCACUCAAAGCCAACCUGCUUGCUUUGAUAUAGCAUUUAAGUAACUAUUAUAUUUGA
Messenger RNA from Salmo salar (Atlantic salmon), 5656 nucleotides. Lineage: Eukaryota; Metazoa; Chordata; Actinopteri; Salmoniformes; Salmonidae. The record is from RefSeq and is a predicted model, not a curated record.